Messenger RNA from Oryza brachyantha (malo sina), 805 nucleotides. Its product is annotated as WRKY transcription factor WRKY51-like. The transcript is spliced from 3 exons. The coding region runs from base 1 to 669 and encodes 222 amino acids. The record is from RefSeq and is a predicted model, not a curated record. Gene Ontology annotation, biological process: regulation of DNA-templated transcription. NCBI's taxonomy places the organism in Eukaryota, Viridiplantae, Streptophyta, Magnoliopsida, Poales, Poaceae. Gene Ontology annotation, molecular function: DNA-binding transcription factor activity; sequence-specific DNA binding.
AUGGCUGACCCGUUGUUUCCGGUGGCGGCGCGCGGCGGCGGCGGCGGCGAGCAAGGCGACGCCGCGGGCCAACUGGCCGUGGCGCCGUACAAGUCGAGGACGUUCGCGCUCAACCGCACCGGCCACGCGCGCUUCCGCCGCGGCCCCGCGGUCGCCGCCGCCAUGCAGGCGGCGAGGGAUCCGGCCGUCGCCGCGAGGCGCGACGACGGGCUGAGUAGUGCGUCGGCCUCCACCAGCUCGUCGUUCCCGUCGUCGGUGACGGGCGUCACCACCGGCGAAGGGAGCGUGUCCAACGGCCGCGCCGCCCUGCUCCCGGCCGCUGCAGGUAGACGCUCCGCCGGCGGCGACAACGACGACGAGCACUGCCACUGCUCCAAGAAACGGAAGGCGUCGUGGAGGGCGAGGCGGCGGAUCCGCGUGCCGGCGAUCAGCUCCCGGAACGCCGACAUCCCGGCGGACGGCUACUCGUGGCGCAAGUACGGCCAGAAGCCCAUCAAAGGCUCGCCCUACCCACGCGGGUACUACAAGUGCAGCACGGCGCACGGGUGCCCCGCGCGGAAGCACGUGGAGCGCGACCCCGGCGAGCCCGCCAUGCUCAUCGUCACCUACGACGGCGACCACCGCCACGGCGAACCCGUCGCCGGCGGAGCACAGGACGACGCUGUCUGAUGACUCGAUCGAUGGCGCUCUAGCUAGGCUCUAGGCCUGUAGCACUUUAGCAACAAGCUAGCUAGUCUGAUCAUUUGACCGUCUGAAUACUGGGUAAUUUCUUUCUUUUGUUUUCUCACUAUAUUCACCAAUCAUU